Messenger RNA from Biomphalaria glabrata, 4569 nucleotides. Its product is annotated as RNA polymerase-associated protein RTF1 homolog. Gene Ontology annotation, cellular component: Cdc73/Paf1 complex. The transcript has 18 exons. NCBI's taxonomy places the organism in Eukaryota, Metazoa, Mollusca, Gastropoda, Planorbidae. Bases 175 to 2271 code for a protein of 698 amino acids. The record is from RefSeq and is a predicted model, not a curated record. Gene Ontology annotation, molecular function: DNA binding; RNA polymerase II C-terminal domain phosphoserine binding.
UAUCAAUAACUAUUUUUGUUAGUUAAAUACAAAAAAUCUGGUCACAAACAUGGUGUCCUGUAUAAAAAUCAACAAAACAUCUUAGGGUGUUUAAAAUAAAGCACACACAAAAAGCAUUGUAUAUUAACUUAAAUUUUAGGUGGAUUAUAAGGAAACACUAACAAAGCUCAAAAAAUGUCUAAACGUAAAAAGGGAGCAGCCUUAAUUGACUCAGAUAGUGAUGAAAGUGGCAGUGGCGGUGAAGACUUAGAUGAAGGACUUCGAGCCUUAGUGAAAAGCAAACGAAGAAGAACAAGCUCUGAUUCUCACUCUGAUGCUAAGGUGCAGAAACCAGCAGCACGAAGUGACUCGGAUUCAGAAACUUCCAACAGUGAUGAUGAUUGGACAGUUAAUGGAAAAGAUGGAGCAAAGAAGAAAAAAAACAAGAAAAAGCCGAACAAAAAGCCAACUGCUUUGUCCUCUUCAGAAAGUGGUGGUGAGGAAGAUGCCAAGAAAUCUGAGUCAGAACCAGAAGAAGGGGAGGUCUCAGAUUCUGGCAGUGAUGAGUCUGAUGAAUCAGAUGAAGACAAAUUUCAGGACGGUUAUGAUGAGAAUCUGAUAGGUGAUGAUGAAGAUAAAAAGAGACUAGAAGCCAUGACAGAGAAAGAGCGAGAGCAAGAGCUUUUCAAUCGUAUGGAGCGAAGAGCGGCUCUUAAAAAAAGAUUUGAGAUUCAAAAGAAGUUGAAGAAGGCCAAAAAAGAACAAGAGAAAUCAAAGCCGCAGUCUUCCGACCAAAUGCUUCCAACAGUAAGUGAACGAAGCAAAGAGCGGCGUAAAUACAUGGAACAACGUAAAGAUAAUAAAAAGACCUCUGCUUUUCAAGAUCUGAAAGCAAAAAGAGAAGAACAGAAGAAGAAAGCUGAACAAAUUCAAGCACAGAAAAAAAUUAAGGCCAGUGAUAUUUACAGUGAUGACGAUGAUGAUGAAAACAGUAGCGAAGAAGAGAAGAGUGAUAAGGAGGAGCGAAAGAAGGAAACAAAGGAACGGGAGCGUGAGCGGGAAAGAGAGCGUGAUAGGGAAAGAGAACGUGACAGGGAGGAAGUAGCCGAGUCCAGUUCAGAUGAGAGUGACAGAUCAUCAUCAAGAUCAGACUCAGAGGAAGAGGUAAGCCGACCAAAACACAGAAAAAUCAAAUACAUAUCAACUAAAGAGGAACUAAGCAGGAUACGACUAUCUAGGAAUAAAGUGGAAAAAUGGUGUCAUAUGCCAUAUUUUAAAAAAGUAGUCACAGGCUGCUUUGUGCGAAUAGGAAUAGGCAAUCAUGAAGGACGUCCUGUGUACAGGGUAGCUGAAAUAGUUGAUGUUGUAGAAACAGCUAAAGUUUAUCAACUUGGAACCACAAGAACAAACAAAGGAUUGAAAUUAAGGCAUGGUGGAGCCGAGCGUGUGUACAGACUUGAGUUUGUGUCCAAUCAGGACUUCUCAGACACUGAGUUUAACAAGUGGAAGGAAGCCAUGGAGUUGGGCCACCAUCAGAUACCUACACUAGAUGACAUUGCCAGGAAGGAGGAUGACCUCAAGCAGGCUUCUGAAUACAAGAUCAAAGACAAGGACAUUGAAGAGAUAGUAGCAGAGAAACAGAAAUUUAGAAAAAAUCCUCACAAUUAUGCAGUGAAGAAAGCUGAUCUUAUGAAAAGAAAGGAACAAGCAGAUAUAGAUGGCAAUCAAGAGUUAUCUCAGAAGUAUGCUCAGGAAUUAGAAGACUUGGAGGAAAGAGCACAGGAAUUAGACAGGCGCCGCACAUCUAACAUCAACUCUAUCAGCUACAUUAAUCAGAGAAAUCGUGACAGAAACUUGGUGGAGGCAGAGGAUGCCUUGAGGGCAGAAGUGGCUGAGAUGAAAAAUGCUACAGCUGACCCAUUCACAAGAAGACACUGCCGUCCAACGCUUGUCACAAGGACUCACGAAACCAAAGGAAUGAAAAAACCAGACGAGCCAGUUAAAAAGUCAGCAGUGGCGUCAUCUCUUGACCCUGCAGGUUCAGGCAUCCCAACAUCCAAGUCUGCUCACAUUGAUUUAGCCAUGGGAGCUGACCGGACGGAUGGACAAGAAAGGAGACUCUCUGAUGACCUUUUUGCUGUCCAUGAUUUCGAUAUUAAAAUUGACCUGGAUGUGCCAUCUGGUGGUGGGCAGGUAGUUGUUCCGACUCCACCUCUUCAUAAUCCACGAGACACAGCCCCUAGACGAUCUUUAAAUCUAGAUGACUACAAGAAACGCCGUGGGCUGAUGUAGUGACAAGAUAAAAAGAUAAAUCAUUUUACAAUAACAAACCUUGGGAGAUGUCAUUUGUACACAUCGAUGUAACAUGAGAAGAUUGUGCUUGAAAAUGAUUGGAUGGUUGUGUUUAGCUGACGAUGUGGAUUUCUUACAGAAGCCGAGGCUGAUUCAUUAGUCGUUAUAGACACUCUUGUUAAUUAUGUACAUAUUUAUUUGCCUCAAUCCAAACAAUAAUACAAAGAAAGUGUAAUUAUUUUUAAAGAAUUUGUUGACAUGUGCUGGCUUGGCUGACGACCCCUCACGAUCAUCGAGAACUUAAUGAAAUAAUAGACAGCUUUUACCUCUGUUGUCCAUAUUUAAAUACUUACUGACUUAUGUUCUAUACCUGAGCCUAAUAGGCAUCUUUGUCCUAAUUGUACAAGUAGUUAAGGGUUUGAAACUAUUGAUGCCAUGCUGACGAUGUAUAACUUAUGUGAGUUGAUCUGAAUUAUGUUCUCAACUAUGAGUGCUAGUGUGUAGAUUAUGAAGUAUGUUUUGUACCAUGUCCAUAAAGCAGCUGGUUUAGAUUUAAGCUGUAGGUUUAUGAUUUCAUGAUUAUUAUUAUAUAUAUAUUUUUUUCAAAAUGUUGUUUUCUUAAUAAACUCGAUUAAUGUAAAAUUUUUAUGUUAGUGUGUGUGUGUGUGUUUGUUUUUUAAUUUUUAUAUUAAAUGAACAUCUUGUUCCAAUAUUGUCUACGUUGACAAACUGUUCAAUCAGUAUUAUCAGACAUCAUUUAUUCAGAAUGGGCAAAUUGUUUGCGUCUAACACAGGUAAUAUAUUUGUGGUGAAGUCUGUUUUAAUUAGAGCAGAUGUUCUCCCACUUUUUUGAGUGAGGAUUCCAUUUUGUAAAGCUAAUGUGACCCCAUAACAUCAGUGAAUAAGAAAAACGUUUCCUUAUAUAGGCUUAAAAGUACUUUCUUACACAGAAAUGGAGUCACCAAACCAAAUGAAUUAUUUUAAUGGUUUGGAUUUGUAAAAAUGUUUCACAAGUUUCGAAUGUUCCUUCAGAGUUGAAGAUUAUCUAGAUCCUAGCCCAGACCUCCUGCCUGAUGAGGGGGGAUGGCAGUAGGCAGGGUAUGAACCUGGGGCCAGCCAUCGAGACAGCAGAUUGACAGUCCAGUGCAGAGUUGACCUAGGGCCAUCGAGAAGACAGAUUGACAGUCCAGUGCAGAGUUGACCUAGGGCCAUUGAGAAGACAGAUUGACAGUCCAGUGCAGAGUUGACCUAGGGCCAUCGAGAAGACAGAUUGACAGUCCAGUGCAGAGUUGACCUAGGGCCAUUGAGAAGACAGAUUGACAGUCCAGUGCAGAGUUGACCUAGGGCCAUAUAGAAGACAGAUUGACAGUCCAGUGCAGAGUUGACCUAGGGCCAUCAAGAAGACAGAUUGACAGUCCAGUGCACAUACCGCAAAACCAGGCAGCCAUAUUUACUCCUAGAAUAAGUGUUACAUGGUUAUGUUUUAUUUUUCAGACUUUUUGAGAUAAUUGUUACUUUUAAAUUUGAAUUAACAUUUUUUAAAAUCUUAAAUUCAUUUAGGAUUGAUAUAAUAUUUGGGAGAACCCCAAAGAAUGGUGCAACCCAUUCCACCUUUUUAUGUUUCUUUGUUCUCAGGCUUGUGCCAGUUGGUAACUAUUUGUAACAUGUGGUCACAAUGGUUUCUUGUGUUCUAAAUUUGAUGGUCUAGUUUUCAUUAGGAGAAUAUGUUUCAGGGCUUGCUUGAGCAAAGCUAUAUGUAGGCCAGGGUCAGGAAUAUUUUGUUAGAAUUAGUUGCCAACUUUUUUUUUGUCUAAGUCUACAAGAACCUUUAUAAACCAGUUCUAUUUAUUGUAUACAAUAAUGAAAUUCUGUAGUAAUUUAUGGCAUGUAGACAUUACUUGUGUAGGUUUGUUGAGUGUUGUAUAAUGUUUUAUAUGUCAGUGCUUUGAAUGUUGUGAAGCACCAAGACUUAGAUAAUGAUGGUAAAUGGUACUGCCAACUACAACUGUAGACAAGUUGAGGUACUGCUAACUAGAAAUGUGGACAGGUUGCAACCCAUGCUAAUAUAUUUUAACAUUCAAGAUUCACAAUUGUAUAUGUAUACAUGAUGUUCAGGCAAUUUGUUUAACACGUGUGUGUGUGUGUAAACAAAAAUUGAAAUUGUUCUUAGUGAAAAGUUUGUUUUAAAAGUGAACAUAUUUGAAUAUUCUAAUUUUGUCCACUUAAUGUUGUCCAAAUUUGAUAUGUCAUUGAUUGUAGAGAUCAUCACUAUUCUAUCAUUAAAACAUUUGAUCAUGA